Molecule: messenger RNA, 1312 nt
Organism: Marmota flaviventris (yellow-bellied marmot)
Lineage: Eukaryota; Metazoa; Chordata; Mammalia; Rodentia; Sciuridae
Gene: Ccdc190
Product: coiled-coil domain containing 190
Source: RefSeq, a predicted model, not a curated record
AUGGAGAGGAGUACAGUCAGGGGAUCACUGCAUAAGCACUUGGAUCUGGAGAGGAAGAUCGCCAAGCAGGCUGAAGCCAGACUCCGCCAACAACUGCAGAGUCUAGAGGAUAUCUGCCUCUACCACCUGAAGUUGUUGACCAGGGAGCAGAGGCAGCUCCAGAGAGAGCAGCAGAGGCUGCAGCAAGAUAUUGUCAAGGUGAGAUUGUCUUCUCUUGGGAAUGGAACUCAGAAAAGGCCAGAAUGUGUCCUCAGUUUCCCACCACAGCAAGGACAGAAGCACAGACCUCCAAAACAUGAAGUCAGAGCAUUGGCAACCAACACGACCCAGGAAAUGUACAAAAUCAAGUCCCAGAUGCCUCCUUUGUGUCACACUGGCCUCAAAAACCCCACCAGGAGAAAAGAGAACUGGCGAUCUCAGAGUCACAGAACUGCCUGCUUCAUGGCAGAAAAGCUGCCAGCCCAGGAGAAAGAGUCUGUAAUCCCACCUCAGGGCAUAGACCCCAACAAGGGCACCUCUGUGGCACAUCAAGACCAAAUGGCUUCCAGCAGUACCUGUGGUAGUGGAAUGGUCAACCUUGAUGAGAUUAGAUCAAAAGAUGCCAAUCUAAAGCCAUGUAGGAAUGCUGUGGAACAAUUUCCCCCACAUUCCAUGGAAUGUGUAGGAGGCUGCAAAGGUGAGACCACAAAGCCAGCCUUCUCAGAAUUGCUUGCAGAGGUCAAAAAUGCACGCUAUCUCCGGCACAGGGUCCUCCCUCAGUCUGAGAGGUUGCUUAGCAUCAGGGAGAUAUUCGGGUGUAGAAAAUCUUCACCUGCAGAUCAAGAAAGGAUUGUGAAAAUGGUACCAUCUAAGUUCCCUCCUCUCUAGCUAAUUUGUAUAACCUGCUCAUGGCGUGUAUCAGAACCACUAGAGAAUGUGCUCCUUAAGUGAAGCAAUGGGGAGCACUUGUAUUUCUAAUCUGUUGACUUCAUUUAGAGCAUUGUGAUCUUUCAAUGAACCACACUAGUGAAUGGAUAACACAUAGAGGAAAGAAUCUUCUGAAAAUACUUGAAUAAUUAGCAUGCCCUUCUAAUGUCAACUAAAAUGUAAAUAUAUGUUGAUAUUGAGGGAGAAAGAGUGAUUUCUACUUUCAUUGCCUCUCAUUCCUAGGGGAGGUUAUUGUGGCACCACCUGCUGGAAGAGGCGUAGUCCUCCCUUGUUUUAUGGUAGAUGGUGGCAGGAUAGGGGCACCACUGAGAAUGUGUACCAUAUGGUCUAUAAAUAAAACUUGUUUCAACUUUGUGCUUUUUUUGUACUGGGGAUUUUUUUUUUU